AUGAUAGCGCAAACUGCUACGCGGCAUCAGCCGUCUCCGUUCUCUCCUCAUCCGAACAGCGGCCGUAAACGUAAACAUGCACCAGACACCAUCUAUCCUUCUUCCCCGUCUCUACUCGCAUCAACUAUGCCAUACCUUUCUGGCUUUGAUCUUGAGCAACCAAUGCCACAGACAUGGCAACUAUCAUCGAUGACAGCCAUGGCACAUGAGGCCCGGCCCAUAGAUCCAGACAUACUUAAGACUAUCAACGAGCUCGACAAUGGUCCGAUAAACAAUCAACCUCAAGAGCUUGGUGUUCUUGGCGGUCCAGUUUGUUUUGAUUCACUGAUGGUAUUUCCAACAAUUGAAGAUCAACCACAAAGCUGCGCAUCUCCAACAAGUUCGAAGUGUCGACCCUCGCCCCAGGAACUCGGUAGUCAACCUUGGGAGACUAGUCUUCUUGGGGGCCCGGUUUCUUUUGAUUCACUGAUGGCAUUUCCGACAAUUGAAGACCAACCACAAAACCCCACAUCUCCAACGAGCUCGAAGUCUCGACUCUCGACAUGGCCUUCUAGCGCUAAUGAUUCCUGGUCAUGCACCUCCACUGAACGUAAACGUGCUCGAAGUGCACGCAGCAGCAAUGAGACCCAGCCAUUUGCUGCGCCAGUACGUCCGUUAUCUCCUCCUAUCGAAGAGAUGUACCCCGAUGGAUUCGUCUUAUGGGAUCCGGCGAACCCUGGGAAGUCUGACAACAUUCGCGAGAAAAUCCCUCGCAACGAGUCUGAACUUCUGCAACAGAGAGAAGAUACUGCUGCACUCAAGAAAGCUGGCGGCUCAUGUAUGGCGUGCUAUCGGGCCAAGAAGAAGUGUGGAACAACUACACCAUGUCCUCCAUGCUUUUCUAAGGGUAAUCGAAUCUGCUUUCGAAGUUGGGGAGACCUGUGCCUGCUUGGGCCACCGACCGGGGGCUCUCCUACGAUUCUUGGCUUCCCGUCCCAAGAGGCGAAAGAUAAUUUGCAACGUAUGAGUGACGAGGUCUUCAAGCACGUAAAUGCAUUCCAGGCAAUUGUCAAUAUUCGCGGAACAUAUGGCGGAAACUGUACUGCAUGGCAUUGGACAGUAUCGAGGUCCAGUAUCACACUAUCGAGUAAAACGGAGUGCCCUGUCGAUGAUUUUCUUGCUGGUGUUACCAGCAUCACCCCGCUCGUGGAUUUGCUCAAAUUUGAAGAUCAACACAAAUCUAGCCCACUAGUCUGGGGCGCACUCAGAAUGGCAAAUCUGUUUAUGGCCAUUCAAGGCUUGGCGCAAGCUCGAAUCCGUACGUCCUGGUUUGAAAUUACCACCGGGCGACUUGUCUCAUUUUAUAUUUUGAUUCUUUCUUUUCGGAAGCUCGCAGAGAUGUCUAGGGAAUUUUGCCCUGAUUUGUACCUGGCUCUUUGUGGAAAGGACAAGCUGAACAGCAAUAAGAAAAACCGGGCACGGAAAGAAAAUGAGAUCGAUCCCGCUUGGCUCGCCGCAGCAUUAUAUUACCGAGUGGUAUGCAGCUUGCAAGAUCUUCAAAGCAACCCAGUCGUUGCGAGAAUAUUUGGCCCUUCUAGCUGUUACCUGAGUGGUGUUCGCGAAAAACUCGAAGAUAUCCUGCGCAAUGUGUCCCCCCGAGUCCGGGCUACAGGAAAAUCCUCCAGUAGAGCGAUUCUAGAGGAUAAAGUUCCAAAACUCGCGACAUCCCCAGACAUCGACAUGGCUUUCUGGCUUGGAGUGUUGGAUGACCCCGAGCAGGUGUCGUCGUCUGUUUUGGGCCGGCAAGACAGUCCCUUUUCGCCGCCAGCUUGCCAGAUGCAAGUAUUCCUGGCUGAUCAUUUCCCUCGGCCUUGCCGUGUGGUGAAUACUGUUGAGCAGCACGAUGGGCACUUACAAUCAUCAGUGACUUUUAACGAUACGGCGAUCUUCCAAGAACAUAAUGCCUUUCAUAACGUGGCCUAUCCUGAUCAAGUCCCAAUCGUUGACUCGAAUAGUCUGUUCGAAUUCCUCGGCAAAGAUUAUGACGAUGCAUUCGAUCCAAUGGCUCCGACCUUUGAUACAAUGCCCCUCGAUACAAUGCCAUUCAAUGGCAAUAUCCGGCAAUCUCUUUACAACUGUUGA
Molecule: messenger RNA, 2121 nt
Organism: Penicillium vulpinum
Lineage: Eukaryota; Fungi; Ascomycota; Eurotiomycetes; Eurotiales; Aspergillaceae
Exons: 2
Coding region: 1-2121 (706 amino acids)
Source: RefSeq, a predicted model, not a curated record